Messenger RNA from Lolium rigidum, 1061 nucleotides. RefSeq lists its product as uncharacterized. The record is from RefSeq and is a predicted model, not a curated record. NCBI's taxonomy places the organism in Eukaryota, Viridiplantae, Streptophyta, Magnoliopsida, Poales, Poaceae. The coding region runs from base 196 to 843 and encodes 215 amino acids. The transcript has 6 exons.
GGCCGUGGCCGUGGGCUUCCUCUUCCUCGCAGAAACGCACCUGAUCGAGGUGCCAUAACCCUAGCGGCGGAUCCGGCGAGUUUCACCGCAGCACUCUCCACCGGGAGGGUGAAGUGGAGGACACGGGGAGGUGGCUUGGCCAAGCACCUGAUCGCCAGUGAUUUUUACCGCAGCCAACAUCACAGAUCGGCAGACAUGUCGGGGACAACCACGCCAACUACUCCUUCGUAUUUUGUCGAGCGUAUGGUUCGUGGCGAACUGUGUCGUUUCGACACAAGGUUAGAGACUUGGCAUGAUCCCACUCCUAGGGAAUCAGAAUUUACUCUUAAGGAUCUUCGUGAGGCUUUUAUUAAGGCUGCCAGACGCAGUCUUAGCCUUGUGGACAGGUCAACAUUUAGGCCUAGCGAGGAGCAGCUUAGGCAAAGAGAAGAGCAGGAUCGCAAGUUCUUGAUUGUAGCACUGAAAGUCUAUACCAAGAAAAAUAACAUGCAGCCGACUGAACUGGAAUUUGUGGAAGUGAAACGAAGAAACCUUAUUGAUGAAUGCGGGAUAGGAUAUUUGCAUUUCAACUUUUUAGUGAAAGGAUUAGAGGGUAAACAUAUAAUGUUUUUUGCUGAAGUGCAUCAUGAUCUUGAAGAUGAGAAUGAUGUCUAUGCUUGCAUGCCUUUGAGGGAAGAUGACUUCAAACCAUCAGAAGGAAAUGACCAAGCUCCGUGCAAAGGGUGUCAAUAUCAGGCUGAAGAUCUUGUACAUCCCAGUUGUGGUGGCUUCUUAGGUGGGCACAAGUAUGGUUUCGUGCCGUAUUGGGACAGUGAUGAAGAGCGUGAUGAUGAAUUCUGUUAGUGGGAAGUUUGUGUUAUUCAGUUGUGUGAGAGGAGAGCUAUUGCAAAGUGACAUGAUCUGUACUCAAGAAUCCUAUCCUCCAUGAACAUAUUUAAUGUAGUAUGGAGUGUGUCUCAGUUCUGUGACAGAAGCGGUCUUAAUUUAAUUUUGUGCAUACUAGAAAGUAUUUCCCUCUCCUAUAUUACAAGCUGGUAUCUGUACAAUUUCUGUCCGACUCA